Molecule: messenger RNA, 1647 nt
Organism: Alternaria arborescens
Lineage: Eukaryota; Fungi; Ascomycota; Dothideomycetes; Pleosporales; Pleosporaceae
Exons: 2
Coding region: 1-1647 (548 amino acids)
Biological process (GO): secondary metabolic process
Molecular function (GO): CoA-ligase activity
Source: RefSeq, a predicted model, not a curated record
AUGCCUUUUCUCGCCCAAAAAUGUCUACCCAUCCCUACAAAAGACAUCCUGUCGUGGAUGUAUGACAACCCACUUUUCGAUCAAGAUAGACCUAUAUAUAUCGACGCCAGCAAUCCAACACACCACAUUACCGCUGCACAGGCCCAUGUUCUCAUUCGUCAACUUAUCGCCGGAUUCAAACAUGCGGGUAUACAGACGGGCGAUGUCGUACUAGUGCAUGCCUUCAACUCGAUUUACUACCCCAUCAUCGUCUUAGGUAUCAUAGGUGCAGGCGCAAUCUACACAGGCACAAACCCAGGUUAUACGAGAUGGGAAAUAGAACACGCGCUGAAGAGCAGCGCAGCAAAGAUGGUGAUUUGCGAUACAGAAGUGCUGGAAAAUGGGAUGAGUGUAGCCGCAGAAGAAUGUAGUCUACCUAGAGAACAGAUCUUGAUGUUAGACGAUACUACCUUUCAUCCUCCACCACAACAAGCGGCAGACGACAAAACAUCUUGGCGUUCACUGCUUAUGCAUGGCGAAGCAGAUUGGCAGCGCUUCGACGAACUGGAGACGAGUCGGCGUACGAUCGCCGGUCUGUUCUUCUCCAGCGGGACGACAGGGCUGCCCAAGUUGGCGAAACUGUCGCAUUACAACCUCAUCGCGCAACAUACACUAGUCUUCCAGGCGAAUCCGCGGCCAUAUCUUCUCAAACGUCUCAUUGCGCUGCCAAUGUUCCAUGCUGCUACUGCGCCGUCGACGCACUUCUCCCCUCUUCGCGCGGGACAACAACAGAUUGUCAUGCGGCGGUACGAACCUAGAUCAUUCCUUGAGAUGGCGGAGAAGCAUGCAAUCACAGAUCUAACGCUCGUACCCCCGCAGGUAACCAGUAUGCUAGCAGUCCCGUUGACCAAAGCAGAAAAAAGGAGGAUGUUGGCAAGUGUGCGUUGGGCGGUUGGCGGAGCCGCGCAUCUCGACGCUACCACACAGAAACACUUCCAAGACCUACUUCCACCGGGAUCACCAUUUACACAGAUCUGGGGAAUGACGGAGGUGAGCUGUUUCGGGUCCAUCUUUCCCUGGCCUGAAAUAGAUGACACAGCCAGUGUGGGAAAGUUUCUGUCGAACCUGGAUGUGAAGCUGCUGGAUGAUGACGGAAAGGAUAUCACGAACUUCGAUGUGAGGGGUGAGCUGGCGGUGAGAGGACCAACUAUCACGAGUGGAUAUGUUGGCGUGGCGCGAGAGCGAGACUUUGAUAGCGAAGGCUACUUCAGGACAGGAGAUGUGCUGUAUUGUGAUAGAAGAACUAGACUGUGGUACAUUGUUGAUCGAAAGAAGGAGCUCAUCAAGGUCCGCGGCUUUCAGGUCGCGCCGGCGGAGCUAGAGGGAGUGAUUUUGGAAUGUCCAGGAGUGGCAGAUGUCGCUGUCAUUGGAGUCAACGGAGGUGUCGGUAACGAGGAGGUACCUAGAGCAUAUGUCGUCAAAGGGAAAGAUGAAGUGUUGACGGAGCAACAAGUCAAGAGCUGGGUCGAGGCAAAGCUGGCAAAGUACAAAAGGCUCAAUGGCGGCGUGGUUUUCGUGCCGGCUAUACCGAAAAGUCCGAGCGGUAAGAUCUUGAAGCGUGUACUGAAGGAAGAGAUGACGGAACUAGCGACACGUGCGAAAUUAUGA